UCCUGUAUUAGUUGCACGUUCAUCCUUAGAUUGGAUGCCCAGUAGAGUCAAUUCUUUAUAUUCUGACGUCGGUGCUUGGAGUGGAAAAUUCCGACCUGUGAUGGAUGAAAUAGAAUCUGACGAGGCUCUAAGGUUUUACCAGUUUUUGAAUUAUUUGGAUGGAGGCAGUUUUGGUACUGGUCCAAUAGAUGAAUUCGUUGACGCUAUGUAUAGACUUGCAAAUUACAUGAAGCAACAAAAUAGUAGAGAGACACAGGCAAGAGGAAUGCGAGAACAAGAAGCAAUUAACGGGGCGAAAGGGAAUAGCAUUAAAACAGUUUUGGAAGUAAGCACACUAAUUAUGCGAAAGAAACGUAAGUUCUUCUGUACUGGAGAGGUCAAAGAACCAAUUGUUAACAAUAAAAUAAUUUGCAAGGACCGUAUAUUGCUACCUAUUGCUGGAACUUCUUGCAGAGAUGCCAUAAUGUACUGGCAUCCAGAUUUGACGGAGGAACAUUAUUGUGUCGGAGCCUUGGAAUCCAAGACUCCUGUUCACAUUAUGGAUGUUGAAGGUGAAAUAUAUUGCAAAGGUGACGACUAUUCAAAAAGGGAAUACCUUCUUGCAUGUGACUUUUAUGAGGACCAAGAAGCACCCGUUGCCGAUUUAUUGCAAUACUACCCUGACCCUGAUCCCGAAAUCACACCCAAAUUAUUUUAAAUAACACGAGGAAAGUUUAAACAUCAUGCAUGCACGGAUGUUUAAAAUACAUACUUUAAUAUACUUUACAAAA
Molecule: messenger RNA, 770 nt
Organism: Bombyx mori (domestic silkworm)
Lineage: Eukaryota; Metazoa; Arthropoda; Insecta; Lepidoptera; Bombycidae
Exons: 6
Coding region: 35-697 (220 amino acids)
Source: RefSeq, a predicted model, not a curated record